GUAAAUGAUUGUUGGAGAUCUGUUGUGUAGCAGAACACUCAAUAAGCAUAGCACAGACCUUGGUUCCUCCUAAGGAACAGAUAUCUGUCAACAUCUCACUUCAGCUUGCGGACUUCUAAGGUGCUAGAAGGAAGGUGAACUCACCAGGCAGUGGUCAUGGCAUAUCGGAGCUCUGCUUACAUUAACCGAAACAUUAACAACACCAAUAACUAUGUGAUGCCAGGCUCUAAGGAAGACAAAGGAAAUCAUCUUUAUGAUCGUGUCCUGGAAGAUCCAGCUUCUCCCUCUUCCACCGCUACUAUCCCGGAGAUGAUGGAUCUCAGUCAAGAUUGCAACGAGGGCAGCCGCAGCACUUCUGUGGCUUCUCAGCACGGGUCUGAUAGUUCUUCCUCUGAGCACAGCGCUGCAGAUGAGCACCCGUACCAGGACAUGGAUCAGAUGAGCCCCUCUCACGAAGACAAACCCAUGACAUUUGAGAACUGCGGGUUUUGUCCUCCAGGUUUCCACUUGCGUCGGCGCCAGAGCACUUCCACCUCUCCGACCUCCCUCAAGUUCCCACAUGGCACUAACAUAGGAGAAAACAACAACUUUGAGGAAGAUUACGAGAUUUUCAUGUAUGUAAAGGCCGGUAUAGAUGGGGAAAGCAUUGGGAACUGCCCGUUCUCCCAGCGUCUCUUCAUGAUCCUCUGGCUCAAAGGAGUUGUGUUCAACGUCACCACUGUUGACCUGAAAAGAAAGCCAGCUGAUCUGCACAACCUGGCUCCCGGAACUCACCCACCUUUCUUAACUUUUAAUGGAGAAGUCAAGACAGAUGUUAACAAGAUUGAGGAAUUCUUGGAAGAGAUUCUUGCACCUCCAAAGUAUCCCAAGCUGGCUGCUAAGCACCGGGAAUCAAACACUGCUGGAAUUGAUAUCUUCUCCAAAUUUUCUGCUUACAUCAAAAAUACCAAGCAGCAGGACAAUGCUGCCCUUGAAAAAGGUUUGGUGAAGGCUCUGAAGAAGCUGGAUGACUAUCUGAGAACCCCUCUGCCAGAGGAGAUUGAUGCAAACAGCACUGAAGAAGAGAAGGUGUCCAAACGCAAGUUUCUGGAUGGAGAUGACCUCACCCUUGCUGACUGCAACCUUCUGCCCAAACUCCAUGUUGUCAAGAUUGUUGCAAAGAAAUACCGCAACUUCGAGUUCCCAACAGAGAUGACGGGGCUGUGGCGGUACCUGAAGAACGCGUACGCCAGGGAUGAGUUCACUAACACCUGUGCAGCAGACAAAGAAAUUGAGCAAGCCUAUGCAGAUGUGGCCAAACGGCUCAGCAAGCCCUAACUGACCCCAGCAGUGGCUCGGCAUCCCUGACAGAUUCCUGUUUUGCAGACUCUUCUCCUUGUUGCCUUAAGAUAUACCUUAUCGUUAUCUAUCUGGCUGGCAUCCCUAUGAUUUCACCUGUUCAAGAGUAGUGGUCAGGGACAAACGUGCUUCUCCCUGGAGGAAGGAGAAGGUAGCUCUAGUGUAGGGGGUGGAGACCCUUUGAAAUCUGAACCUACGAUCUGACACAGCUAGUAUUACUCAUAAUCAGUAUUGGAAAUGACUCCGCUGUAUUAGUUUCUUGUUUUGUGUUGGGGUAUAUCACCACCUGUUUUCUUUGGAGUUUUAACAGUAGUUUGUUAGCUUAAAUUUCAAGCAAGUCAGUCAGGAACACAUAGAACUGCUUCUAUAUAAUCUGCUGAUUAUUUCAAGGGCGCUUUGUUUUCCCAUUGCUAUUGAAACCUGUGAGGAAGGAACAAAAUUUGUGAGAGAGGCAAAAGGAAAGAGUUUGACCCUAGAGGAGUAACGCUCGUAGCAGUUAUAUUUUUAAACUUCUCUGAAAGCAUUUUCUGCCUUAGAAGACCCAAGAGUUUGUAGGACAUUUAUUUUUAACUUGGCACAAGAGGGGAAAGCCUAAGCAAAUGUCAGACUUGCAGAUGCUGCUUUGCAUGAAACUUGUAUGAUGCCGCUGGAUCUAGAGGUGUAAAGCAAAAGAGAUCAAAUGGGCAGUUGAGCAGGAAGCCUUGGAAGAGGCUGAUGCCAAAGUGGCCAGUGGAUCUGACAUUUGGGAGAGACAGCUGUGGGGCAAUACAUUGAGUCAAGCCCACGGCCCAAACUGGCACAGCUGACCAAACCAUGUAGAACAUUGUCAUCCUGGCUCCAUGGCUGCCAGUUCCUUUCUGCUGCUAUCUUGGGAAGCAUGGCUAGGCAGGAACAAGCUUUGGGCUCCAGAUGGGUUGCCUUCAAGCAGCCAUCAUCCAGCCCAGGGAGCAGCAUGCUCUGAAAAGGGGACAGAGAGACCCAUUUCCAGCCUGAAAGCUGGUGAGCAGGCGAGGAGGAAGCCUGCAUGCUGCCUUAGUCCUGCUCCCCCAAGGUUCACCAGUCCAGGUUAAAUGAUUCAGGAUUGUUUUCUGAAAGCGAUUAUUGCAUUCAAUCCGGAACAUCUGCCUGACACAAUUUGCUUUAAAGUAGUGAUUAUGUGCACAUUACUUUAGUAAAUCCAGAACGACAGCCCUUUUGCAUAAAACUCACAUGUAUGAUGGUGAACAUGAAACAUUUCAGUUUGGGACUAUUUGAAGACAAACAAAAGCUGAGCUCUUGGCUGGCAUAGCUCUCCUUGUGCUCAGGGCUGAGCCCUGACUGAGGGGAACCCGGGGGAGGUGGGCUGAGGCCAGGGGAACCCUGCAGUGAGCUGUCUGCAGCCUGAGAGCCAAGAGAUGGAUCCACAGCCAUAGCUGCAUGACAGUGAUGAAUAUCUGAUGGGAUUUUUCCCCUUUUCACGCUCACCCAGCUGGGAGCAGGAUGCAGUUUGCUUGUUGUUGACUAUUGUUUUGCACGCAGUGAUCAGUUUGUUUUGAGCUUUCCAAAACCUCAGAACUCCCGGGCCUUCCCCUGAAAGGGACUGUGUUAGAAGUGGCUGGAUUGGGGGGCAAAGGCUGCAUGAAAUCAGCUGGUUCAGAGGGUGCUGAUAGCAGCCAGCAAAGCCUCAGGGGCUUAGCAGUGUCUGCACAGGCACAUGUGGCUCGUUAAAAACAAACAAACAAACAAAAAAGCAACACUUCUUCAUGAGUUUGGAAUUACUUGUGAUUUUAUUUUAUUUUUUUAGCUCUAGAUUGAGGCGACUAUUUAUUUAUUUAUUCUGAUCCACUCGGUCCUUUCUGCCCGCCUCUUGCUUUUGGUUUGCGCUCAGCACGCCGCACAGGAUGGUGUUAUCAGCACCGUGUGAUCUCAUUUGUUAGGGAGAAGCUGCUGUGUGAUGAACAGCCUCUGGGCUGGAUUUUGGCUGGCAGCACCCCUUGGCCAGGAGCAGCUUCUUGCAGUUGCUGUUGGCCAGGUUUGCACGCAGCUGGUGGCAUAGUGGCAGUGAUGUUGGAAUGAAGGCGCAGGGUCAGACGCAGCUCUUGUUCUGUGCUCACUGUGGUAAGCUCCUUACAGAAGGCAGUGCUCACCUGCAGCUGAGUAGGGUGAGUGAGGCAGCCAGCAUCUGCCCUGAUUUUGGCCAUCUCUGAACCUUCAUUCCUGAAUCCUAUGUUUCUGAAACGUUCUACCUGUCUGACUGGUUUUGUUAGAAGAGGGCCAAAUCACCAUCAUUUGGUCUCAGCACGCCUCAAGUUGCAUCUGCUUUUUAAAAAAUGAUGUUUAGAAAUGGGUGGGCUCAUAGCAGAAGGAAAAUUGGUGCAAUGAGUUUUUGGUUAGAUGUUCUUAAAAUCCUUUUUCGAUUUGAUUAGAAAACUGAAAGCCCCCAAGCUACCUCCCUUUUAAUUGGCAAUACCAAAUCAAAAUAUUUUCACUUUCUCAGCAACACUGCAAAGAGAAAAAAAAAAAAUUGGACAAAAUGUAUUGAUAGAUAUGAGAAGGAAUAAGAGGUAAGAAAUGAAACUGGUUUUCCACCAGCUGUAAUGCCCAUUCUGGGGGAAUCCACGUCUGGCUCUGCAUCCUAACUGUGCACUGUGUUCGUCGCUUUGUUAUAGGCUGAUCCAGAAUCAUAGACAGGUUCGAGCAUUGCCUGACCUUUGGGUUUGCAGGUUCAUGCUGCCAGGUCUGUAACUUCUGCUCACCUCUGUGCUUUGUGCCGUAGGCAGAAGCAGGAAACACUGGAAAUCCUAUAUAGAAAAGUUUGAGUCCUACACACACUGAAUUUGAGCUCAGUACUCCUGACUCGGGAUCCAUCACCAUCAAGAUUUUAAGGGGCUCCAGACUCCUUUAGGCAGGGUAUUUUCAGUGACCUUCCAUUGUAUUUAGAAUUAUAAGUAAUAAAUAUUAAUCAUACAGGAUUGUAUGUCUACAUUGGCAAGGCAGCAUUUCUGAAAAGAAUCUAAGUGACAAGACAGACAUUGCAGAUUUACAAUAACUUUGUUCAUAAAUUUUUUGCAAGAUGUAAAGAAAGACAUAGUGCAGAGGGGGAAGAAGCCAACAAUAUGGAUUUAAUCAUCUGCAUUUCAGAAAUGCAGACCAAAUGUCUGUAAAGAUGUCCAUUUCAUCCAAACAUUUCUUAGAUAUUUAUUUCAAAGCUCCCUGUUCAGUCAAUCCAACACUCCAUUCAUAUUGGAACUAAUAUUGAUUUCUCUUCUAUUACCAGCGAUACGGGAGUGUUAAAGGAUCCCAUAUACAAGUUACUCUUGUUUUUUGUUAGACUUUUUCAGUUGCCAAGAGGUCAUCCUGUGCAUACCUAUGAAGGUAAGAUCAAGGGAGCGUCUGUUUCGGGACUGCUUAAAAGAAAGCUUCCGACAAACAAUUUUUUCCACCAGAAAGACUCUUGUAAAGGUAUUUCUUUAUCAGGAGUGUUGUGGGCUAUUGAGCUGUGGGUUACAAGCUCUUCUCCUACGUUUGCAUCAGCUGAAAACCACCACCAGGGAGGAAUUAUGGUCGGUAUUGCAAAGAAGCUAGACAUCUUUGUUUCCUGCUAUGUUGUGCAGAGCAGUAAUUUUGAGUGUGUAUUUAUUUUAUUUUGACCCCCAGACAGCUUUUCUCGUCCCUUGUAUUCAUAGAAAGUCAGCUCCAGGUUACCCAUAACCAUUCUUCCAUCCUUCAGUGCCAGUUCAGCAGAGUGCCCAUGGAUGGGCACACAGAAGGGCAUCUUAAGGCAACCCAUCCACCUGGGGGGAUGGCAACCAAAGGUCAUUGCUUGCAGCAGGGAUCCCACCAUUGUCCCAGCAGAAAAAGUGAGAAGCAAAGAGAGUCCCUCUUUCUGAAGUGACCAGGUUUGGCUCACCGCUGAGUUUGGGGCAUUGCUAAAAUGUAGGGGUUGGAAAUCUCACUCAUUUGAAACCUGAAGGGCACAUGGAAGCACACACUUUGUAAAAUGAAUUGGUGUUUUAAACAGGGAAGUAAACCCAAAGCCCAUUGCCCUCCUUCACUUGUAUUCUUCUAGGCACUGGGAAGCUUGCAGUUGUUUAUUAUUCUGCUAGAUAUAUUCUUGAAUAGCUUUUCAUAUUAAGAAAUAUUUUCCAGUAAGAUUUUUGCCUUUCUACUCAGUCUUUCAACUCUUCAUUAGUUUUGAUGUCUGCGAUGACCAAAUGAUUCCAGAGGAGGCAGGAAAGCUGGGAGGCUCAUACUUGUUGAGAUGUUGAAGGAGGUAAUGAUUUUUUGGAGAAAACAGUGUUCAAAGCAUUUUUUUUUAACAAUCUGUCUUUUCAUCUGGGAUACUUCAACCAAAAGUGAUGGUCUGUUUAGUCUGGACUGUGAUUUUCAGCUGGGACCUGGAACAGUCACCGUGUUCAAGAUGGCUUUGCUGAGGGAUUUCCCCCAGAUACAUAGGAUGUUCACUCUUGGUCACAAAAUGGCCCAUUCCCUUGGUCCGGAUCUUCUGGUCUAUAUUGGUGCUGAAUUACCACACUCCAUCAACUUUGUGCUGGGCAGUGAAAAUGGUUCCUACCACCUCCUCUCUUCUGGGCAGGAAAAGAAAAGAGCAGUGACCUGUUUUACUUCCAAGCAACACUGCAGCUCCAAGGGAACGCAGGGCCCUGCCCAACAUUGGUAUCCAGAAUCUGAAGACCCCCACAUCCCUCACCAGGCAGCAUUUCAUAGCCCACAGCAGUCUUGCAGCCCCUUGUUCCCCUCUUGGCCCACACCAUCCCCUUUCAACAUUUAUCAGAGAGAUGCCAACACUGGCAGUGUCCCGGAGGAUGCGCGCCAGCUGAGCAGUUCUGAGGGAUGCCAUUGGCCCAGCAGGUGAUGGCUGCACUGCUGGGGGAUGGCCACCCCUGCCCAGCAGCCCCCCACUGGUGUUGCAGUGUUUGGUAGGAAAUGCUGAUGUCAGCACUGCGAUGCUCAGCCAGCGGCGCUGCUCCACAAGCAGAGCUGUCUGUGCCACCGCUUGCUGCCCCAGCUCAAUGCUCUGAAGGACGUUGGUGUUUAGUGCUGAACGAGUGCUUGCCUGCGCUUGCACUUGCAGGACUGGGGCCUGAAAGUCGUGGCAGGAAAGCCUCUAUCAAUGAAGCUGUUACUGUCCUGUUUCCUUUGAAAUCCAUGGCAGAAUUCCCAGUGGGGAAAUUCCCAAUAGGAGUUCCCAGUAGAGCCCAAGUCUACACCAUGAUGAAGCUGUUUGAGGUGUGAUGUUCUUGGAGAACUGCAAGCAGUCAGAGAAGCAUGGAACCAGCCACAGUAGUCUCACUACAGAAGCAGCACUAAAGAUCCCAUUCUGUCCCAGUUCUAACUGGGGGACGCCACCAGUGCUGCCAGAACCAUGCUGGUGGAGCCCCGGGGUCUUGGGGCAGAGCCCUGCUGGCAGCGUGAUGCAAAGGCAUGUUCUGCUGCAUCUCCCACCCACAGGCAGUGAGCUGCCUGCCCUACUCCUAUUCUGAUAUGGCUUGUCUAACGAAAGCUGAGGAGGGUGGGGGAUUUAUUUUGUCGUAAUGUAUAUACUCACAUUGUAAAAGCAAUCCAAAGAGUCCUUAGUGGUUCUCCACAUGAUGCUGUCAGUUCUCACCACAGGGUAGAAUUUGUUGGUAGAAAUUAAAUGAAAUUAAAUUAAAACAGAAAAGCUUGGCUGCUGCUGAUAGGUACUACUGGGAGCCCUGAAAGCAGUGUGCAGUGUAGAAGCAUAGCAGGAGUGAACAGCCCUCAAUUCCUGCUUAUGUUUUGCAGCAUCAUUGCAGCCCAUUCUCCUGCACUGUUGCUAAUUCCCUGUCUCUCUAUGUCUAUAAUCUGAAAAUAUUGGGAAAUAGGUAUGGGCACCACAUUCAUCUUUUUCCCCCUUUCUUUCCCCCCUCAAAUCAAUCCCUUUAGUUCAGAUAUAUAUGGUAGGUAAGGAGCGUUUCCAAACAGCAGAUUUCUCAGCUUUUUCAUUAAGGAAUUUUUUAAUAGCUUUGGGGUAAUGAGAGGUUAUCACCGUCUUUGGGAAUAAACUGUACUAUAAAACAUACAUAGGAGUCUGAUUCUGACCGAAUGGAGUAAGCAGGGCAGCGUACAAUUCAUUUUGAAGAGUCUGCUUAGGACUGAGCAAGCAGAAUAAUCCACGCUUUGCAGUAAAAACUUAAAGUCUGGUUCAAGUCUCAGUUUUUCGUUGGUUGUUUUGGUGUUCUUUUUGGGAUUAGUUUCUGUACAACACUUUGCUUAGAAUCACAGAAUCAUGGAAUAUCCCAAGCUGGAAGAGACCUGUAAGGAUCCUUGAGUGCUACUCCCAGAAACAGCAUCUGUUCUAUGUGCAGGCAUUUGUUACGAGGAAUGCCCCCUCCCUGGAAGCACUCAAGGCCAGGCUGGAUGGCGCUGUGAGCAGCCUGGUCUAGAGGGAGGAGUCCUUCCCUACAGCAGGAGGUUGGAACUGGAUGGUCGUAAAGAUGCCUUCCAACCAAGCCAUUCUAUGAUUCAAUGAUUCUAUUAUGUAAUGGCAUUAUUUAAUUCAACAGCUCUGUAAGAGUGCGUUGGGAUGGAAGGCGGCACAAGGUGAACUGCUCCUGAAAUGGUGCUGUUGUUGGCUGAGCCCUUGGGUUUGUUCCCUGUGCAGUGAACACAAGCAGUGCCAUGGGCUGUGCAGAGGCAGGAGCUGCCGACCUGCAUCCCGUGCUGCCAGGAAUGGGGCUUUGUCAGCACUGGGAAAUAGGGGUGAAAAAAACCUGGCCCCAACCCUCCUUCCUUGUGCAAUGCUGACUGCUUCUGUACAUGGCUGUGUUUUCAGAGCUUGUGAAGCCGUUCCCAAUAGCUGCUUGCUUUGCUUUCUGGGGAACAGGUCCUCAUCUGUACAAAUCCUUCAGCAAUCAUCCUAUCCCUUUUUCCCUGUAAAUUUUAUUUUUUUAACAGUCCUGCUCUAUACUGCCUAGCAAGUUCUGAUCCACCGAUUGACAGAUUUAUCUUCCUUGUCUGACUGUUUCCAAUUCCAAAGCCUGAAGAUCAAAACCAAGUUGUGUAGUGAGAUCUGAGGGUGAGCAGAAAUGCUGUUUUGUUUUUCCUCAGAAACCACUCAGUUCCAAAUCCUGACUCCAAUCCUGGUUAGUGAGGGGGGUCUGAGGCUGAAGGAGAGGAAGAGAAGCCCACUGCACAUGAUGCUGUCCCUCCAGUGAUGGAGGAGGAGGAACCAGUCUGGGAGUCCUAAGAGGUGUAUGGACAAGUUUUCACUCCUGUGUGUGAAAUCAGUCUAUGCAGGGACAUGAGUGGUCCCAAACUGCCCCAGAGCUGCUUAAAAACAUCAGUGAUAUUAAAAAGCUGAAGUUGGGAUGGAGUAACACCCUCAGGACACGGCACAGACAAAAAGUAACUCAAAGACACUCCAAUUCUUAGCUAUCAGCCCAGACCCAUCUUAAGGGCUGGAUUUCUUCCACCAAAAUGCCACUAGUCUCAGAAACACCUCAUUGUUGUUGGGUCUGCCAGUCUGCUGGGGGAAAGCAAAAUCAGGGGCUCCUAAAGACUGAUUCUUAAGUCGGAUCUGGUGAGCUUCAAAGUCAUCUGUUUGUAAACAACUCUUUGAUAGUGGUUGGCUGUGGAAAGUGACUGUGCAUGUGAGGGUCUCCAUCAGGUCAGGCAGGUAAUCCAUCCCUUCUCAUAGCCCUCCUUUUCCACAGAGGCACUCCUAAGGGAGAAUUUUAGAUCAGACUGUACCCUUUGCAGUAGAACUCUGCAUUUCCUCUCCGUAUGUACGGCUCCUAGCGUGGCAGGGGUCUGAUUAGAGGCUUUGUGUGCUGCUCUAACACUCAGAACAUAUCAUAGGAAUAAUGCAAUUAAAAUGUCGUUGAGAUUGCCUUUAGCAUAAUGAUUGCGUGGCUGCACUGUCACCUGUGAAUAAAGUCAAUGUCCUUUUUGUAUCAUAGGGAGUAUAUUUUAUUAUUGAAGAAACUGUUUAAUUUUUAAGAUUAAAUUGAAAAGUAUCUGCUUAUUAUUUCAUUGUAAGCCUAAACAAGCAAAUAUUUCUUUUGUAGCCUUCAAAUGAGUAUGUGUUAAUUGCAGAAAUCCACCUUCCUGAAUUGGAGCUGUUUAUAGUCCGAUAUUCCGGGAGUGAUUAACACUUGGUAAUUUGAAUAAAAGUGGUUUAUUUUCUCA
Messenger RNA from Lagopus muta (rock ptarmigan), 9486 nucleotides. RefSeq names its product chloride intracellular channel 5 (gene CLIC5). The record is from RefSeq and is a predicted model, not a curated record. NCBI's taxonomy places the organism in Eukaryota, Metazoa, Chordata, Aves, Galliformes, Phasianidae. The transcript has 6 exons. Bases 157 to 1317 code for a protein of 386 amino acids.